UGCAUGUUAGUUGGAUGAAAUCAUGCGGUGCGUUGUGAUGGGUGAGGAGUCGCCUUGCGAUCUUUGGACAAGAAUUGACUGACGACGGCGAUCCGCCGAGGACGAUCGGAGACCAGCGAUACUUAAUGCGGUUGCUGGUUGUCAGAUUGGCUUAAAUCCAACCGUUCCCUCGACCUACUAACCUUUCAUCCGACGGUCCACCCUUCGCCCUCGUAACUCCGUCAGUAGUGUGGACCAACUGUCCGUCGCUCGCAAGCCUUUUUAAGUAGUGCUGCUGCCCACGGCUUCCUCGGCCUCCGUCCGUAGCACGAGCAAAGGCUUGAGGAGGAGAGAGAAGCCUGACUCCAUGGACUCCGAACUCCACGUCGUCAUGUUCCCUUACCUCGCCUUCGGCCACAUCAGCCCCUUCCUGCAGCUCGCACGCAAGAUCUCGUACUGUGCCGCCAGCGGUGGCGUGCGCGUCACCUUCCUCUCCGCCGCCGCCAACGUCCCCCGGAUCGAGUCCCUUCUCCCCGCCUCCACGUCCAUCUCUGUCGUCCCGCUCUACCUGCCGGCCCUGCCCGGCUUGCCCCCGGGCGUCGAGAGCACGGCCGACCUCCCCCCGACGUCACCAGCGGCCGAGCUCCUCAAGCUGGCCGUGGACGGGACCAGGCCCCAGGUGGAGUCCCUCCUCCGUGAACUCCGCCCACACCUGGCCGUCUUCGACUUCGGCAUGCAGUGGCUGCCGGAGGUCGCGGAGCCGCUCGGCGUCCGGACGCUCUUCUUCUCCGUCUUCGCGGCGGUCUCCACCGCCUACCUAACCGUCCCCGCGCGGCGCCUCCACGGCCCCGCCCCGACCCUCGGUGACAUCAUGUCGCCCCCUCCGGGCUUCCCGUCCGCCGCCUCCUCGAUCCGCUCCGUCCCCGCCUACCAGGCCGCCGACUUCCUCUACAUCUUCAAGAGCUUCGGCGGCGGCGCCUGCGUCUACGAGCGCGUCGUCAAAUGCAUCGAGAGCUGCAGCGCCAUCGUCGCCAAGACGUGCACAGAGAUGGAGGGCUCGUACAUCGACUACGUUGAGCGCCAGUUCGGGAAGCCGAUGCUGCUCGCGGGCCCGGUGGUGCCGGACCCGCCGGAGGGAGAGCUGGAGGCCCGGUGGGCGAAGUGGCUGGGCGGCUUCGCGAAGGGCACCGUCGUCUUCAGCUCCUUCGGCAGCGAGACGUUCCUGACGGACGAGGGCGAGAGGGAACUCCUGUUAGGGCUGGAGAUGACCGGCAUGCCGUUCCUGGUGGUCCUGAACCGCCCCAAGUCCGGCACGAACGGGGAGCAAGAAGAGGUGAGGAAGAGGCUGCCUGAGGGAUUCGAGGAGAGGGUGAAGGGGAGGGGGAUGGUGCACAGCGGGUGGGUGCAGCAGCAGCACAUCCUCCGCCACAAGAGCGUCGGCUGCUUCGUCUGCCACGCCGGGCUGAGCUCGGUGAUGGAGGGGGUGGCGGCCGGCUGCCAGCUCGCGAUGAUGCCGCAGAAGGGCGACCAGUACCUGAACGCAGCGCUGUUCGCCAGGGACCUGGGGAUUGGGGUGGAGGUGGAGAGGAAAGGCGAGGACGGGAGCUUCACGAGGGAGUCGGUGUGCGCGGCGGUGAGGAAGGUGAUGGCGGCUGAGGCGGAGGCGAGGAAGAAGCAUGGCAAGUGGAGGGAGUUCCUGUUGGAGAAGGAGCUGCAAGAUGGGUUCACGGCAAAGCUGGUGGAAAGGUUGAGGGAGUUGGCAAAAGCAUGAUUGGUGACGAAUGCAUCGGUAACGUGGCCGACAAACGCCGAUCUCUACAGCUCAGAAUCGCACUGUCACAUUAAAUAAAACAUCGAGUCUCGGUAACAUUUUCCAUACAAUACAAUGCAUCUUCAGUGA
Messenger RNA from Musa acuminata AAA Group (dessert banana), 1879 nucleotides. RefSeq names its product anthocyanidin-3-O-glucoside rhamnosyltransferase-like. Gene Ontology annotation, molecular function: UDP-glycosyltransferase activity. The coding region runs from base 347 to 1750 and encodes 467 amino acids. NCBI's taxonomy places the organism in Eukaryota, Viridiplantae, Streptophyta, Magnoliopsida, Zingiberales, Musaceae. The transcript has a single exon. The record is from RefSeq and is a predicted model, not a curated record.